Molecule: messenger RNA, 1425 nt
Organism: Lichtheimia ornata
Lineage: Eukaryota; Fungi; Mucoromycota; Mucoromycetes; Mucorales; Lichtheimiaceae
Exons: 6
Coding region: 1-1425 (474 amino acids)
Biological process (GO): peptidyl-serine phosphorylation
Cellular component (GO): cAMP-dependent protein kinase complex; nucleus
Molecular function (GO): cAMP-dependent protein kinase activity; ATP binding
Source: RefSeq, a predicted model, not a curated record
AUGCUCAACAAAUUGAUCGACAAAGCAAAACGUCCAUUAUCUCCACGAUCACCAAGAAAAGAAAGUAAUCACAGUGCCGAGGAUGAGCAUUUAUCAGUAGGCUUGCCUCCAACACCUCGUGGAUCUGAAGAAGCUGUAUCAAAGAACAACCACAACCGCUCCAUAGCUGAAUCACCACCCAAAGUAUUGUCACCCACAUUAUCACCAAAGUCAUCUUCCACAACUCGAUCAUCAUCAUCACCCACCACACCCAACCGUACAACAUCCCCAACCACUACCACCACUACCAACAAAGAGUUUAAUUUUCAGCCUGUUGUACCCGAAGGCAACAAUUCGCCAUCGCAUGAUUCCCCCGAAGAAGCUAAUCCAGAGGAAGCAUCAACACACGCCCCAAUAUUCUCAUCCGAUUUUCCUACACAAGAUCCACCACCAUUGUUGAACGAGAAACAACCCGAGAAUCAAAUCCAAGAACGACCUUUGGAGCUUCAAGACUUUCGAUUAUUGCGUACCCUUGGCACAGGCUCCUUUGGACGGGUGCAUCUUGUCAACUCAAAACACAAUGAACGUUACUAUGCCAUCAAGGUGCUUCGAAAAGAAGAUGUUGUGCGGUUGAAACAAGUGGCACACACCAAGAACGAGCGUAACUUGUUGAUGCAAGUGUCUCACCCCUUCAUUGUCAACCUAUGGGGCACUUUUCAGGAUGAUGUCAACUUGUACAUGGUGAUGGAUUAUGUUCCAGGCGGUGAGCUAUUCUCGUAUUUGAGACGAUCCAAACGAUUUCCAGAUGCUGUUGCAAAGUUUUAUGCUGCCGAAGUAUUCCUUGUGAUAGUGUAUCUUCAUGCGCAUGAGAUUGUGUACCGUGAUCUCAAGCCAGAAAAUAUCCUGAUUGACACAUCGGGCCAUAUUCGAUUGACAGAUUUUGGAUUUGCCAAACGCGUGCCGGAUGUCACAUGGACCUUGUGUGGCACACCUGAUUAUCUUGCACCUGAAGUUAUUCAAUCCAAAGGAUACGGCAAGGCUGUUGAUUAUUGGUCCUUGGGUGUCUUGAUUUAUGAAAUGUUGGCGGGCUACCCACCCUUUAAUGACGAAAGUCAAUUCCGGCUCUAUGAGAAAAUCUUGACGUCUGAACCACAGUUCCCUUCUCAUUUUCAUCCCAACGUUCGUGAUUUGCUCAAGCACUUGUUGACUACGGAUCUCACUCGAAGAUAUGGUAAUUUGGCAAGAGGGUAUCGAGAUGUCAUGGAUCAUCCAUGGUUCAGCGACAUCAACUUUGAAGACAUGUUGGCUCUCCGCGUGACGCCGCCUUAUAUUCCGCAACUUUCUGGCCAAGGCGAUGCUAGUAAUUUUGAUCAGUAUCCGGAACAGAAAAUGCCUUAUGGGGUGCCACAUGCUGAUCCUUAUCGCCGAUACUUUAAAGAGUUUUAG